Micropterus salmoides (largemouth bass) is the source of this 1399-nucleotide messenger RNA. RefSeq names its product caseinolytic mitochondrial matrix peptidase proteolytic subunit. The record is from RefSeq and is a predicted model, not a curated record. Lineage: Eukaryota; Metazoa; Chordata; Actinopteri; Centrarchiformes; Centrarchidae. Gene Ontology annotation, molecular function: serine-type endopeptidase activity; ATPase binding; ATP-dependent peptidase activity. Bases 89 to 892 code for a protein of 267 amino acids. Gene Ontology annotation, cellular component: endopeptidase Clp complex. Gene Ontology annotation, biological process: protein quality control for misfolded or incompletely synthesized proteins. The transcript is spliced from 7 exons.
GCGGUUCAAAGGUCAAGCUAGAACUGGUUCCGGUGCAGCUCGGGGUCACACAGAGGAGGAGUGAAACUUAAAAUACAUAUUUAAAAAAAUGCUGUUACGAAGGGUGUUGCACAUCGGAGGCGUGGCACUGAGACACAGCAGGUCCAUCCACCACAGUCCUGUAUGGAGGAGUCCUCUUAUACCCAUAGUUGUGGAGCAGACGGGGAGAGGAGAAAGGGCGUAUGACAUCUAUUCUCGACUACUGAGAGAGAGAAUCAUCUGUGUAAUGGGUCCUAUUGAUGACUCUGUAGCCAGCCUGGUUAUUGCCCAGCUGCUCUUCCUACAGUCAGAAAGCAACAACAAACCCAUUCACAUGUACAUCAACAGUCCUGGCGGUGUGGUGACAGCAGGCCUGGCCAUUUACGACACUAUGCAGUACAUCCUUAAUCCCAUCUCCACCUGGUGUGUUGGCCAGGCAGCCAGUAUGGGCAGCUUGCUCCUGGCAGCAGGAACGUCGGGGAUGAGGCAUUCACUGCCCAACGCCCGCAUCAUGGUUCACCAGCCUUCAGGAGGGGCCAGGGGUCAGGCCACAGACAUCGCCAUCCAGGCCGAGGAGAUCCUGACGCUCAAGAGGCAGAUCAAUAGCAUCUACGCCAAACACACGGGGCAGCCGCUGAAACGCAUCGAGGGUGUGAUGGAAAGGGAUCGCUACAUGAGUCCCAUGGAGGCGCAGGACUUUGGUCUCAUCGACCGGGUCCUAGUCCACCCGCCCCAGGCAGGCCAGGAUGAGCCUGAGCUGGUGCAGAAAGAGCCAGCAGCGACAGCCAGUCCCUCUCCACAGUCAGAGUCUCCAGCCCCUGAGCACGCCUCAUCUGGGACACCCCCCCCUUCCUCAUACAAACCUGAACCAUGAACCCACCACAGCGGAGCUGUCUGGAUCGGAUACCCGGCAGUUCCAGAGAACACGGCCGAGCCUCCGUGGUGUGUUUUCCCCUAACCAACACUCUUCACAUGUGCAGGCAUCAUGUAGACAAACAUGUGAUCAGAAAGUGACAGUUUUUAAAAAUGAUUUUUGAGAUGUUGAUUCCUAUGCACAACAGUCAAAGAAGUGAUGGCUGAAAAGCAGUCUGCAGUAAUCGGUCAUCUUUUUGACUCCACACUCAAGUAGUCAAUUUCUCCUCUCUGAAAGAAACGGGGCAUAGUCUUUCAGCUGAGUGAGAGCACAGCUAGACAAGAUGCUCUACUUUAGAUGAGUUUAUUUAGGGGAGGAGAAGCCUGUUAAGACUAUGGGGCCACCUCGUUCGGGACCUCCUUGGUGUAGAGGCGUCCGCUGGAGAGUGAGAGGACCUGAAUAACCUGUAUUUGAAUACUCAUAUUUGUAAUAAAUAUGAUCCUUGUGACCAUGCUCACAAAACAUGGA